AUGUCUUCCCAAGUUCAGGAGGAAGUAUCUGAGCAGAAGGUUCCUCGCAUCACGUACGCCAAUGAUGUCGAGAAUCGCCCUCGUACUAUGAGAGUGUCUAGUCGUAUGUCGACGGACUCGAUGUCGAUACAUUCGCUGUCGCGUCAGCGAUCUGUUGACCCUUCCUUGGUCUUACCGCCACAGUUCAGGACUUUGUCCUUCGAUGUCGAGCAGAGUAAAGCAAGAAAUGAUGCGCCGGCGAAGGGUGCGCUAGAUGGAACAGCAAAGAGCUCGAGCGACUUCAGUAGCUACGACUUGCACACGAUCCCCAUUGAAGAAGUCUUCGAACGUUUCUCGUCCUCGCCGACCACUGGCCUAGGCGUGGAUCAGGCCAUGGUCCUGCUAAGGAAUAUCGGCCUCAACAAGCUCACUGCACCACCAUCCAACUGGCUGAAGAAGACCAUCGCCUACCUCUUCGGAGGCUUCGGCUCUAUCUUAUUCGUUGCAGCUAUAAUGGUGUUUGUUGCAUGGAAGCCUCUCGGUGAUCCACCAGCACUUGCAAACUUAGCGCUUGCUAUCGUCCUGGUCCUCGUUUGGCUCAUCCAAGCAGCGUUUAGCUUUUGGCAAGACUUCUCGAGUGGUCGUGUCAUGGCUUCGAUAAAUACCAUGCUCCCCGAUCAAGCAAUGGUACUAAGAGAAGGAAACUGGUCAAGUGUCGAGGGUACUAAGCUCGUGCCCGGCGAUGUCAUAAAGAUCGCCAUGGGCAACAAGGUACCUGCAGAUGUCAGAUUCUUCGAUGUUUCUUCAGACGCUCGUCUUGACCGAUCCAUCUUGACUGGCGAGGUUAAACCUCUAGUUGCGACUAUCAAGUCUACUGACACAAACUUCCUCGAGACUGCCAACAUCGGUCUUGCUGGAACCAACUGCACCACGGGCACCUUGCACGGAGUUGUCAUCAGCACAGGUGAUCACACUGUCUUCGGAAAGACUGCAAGGCUCACUAGUCACUCCAAGGAGAAGAUGUCCCCUUUGCAAAGAGAGAUUUUCAUCUUUGUCGGCAUCAUCACCGCUUUGAUGGUUUCGAUGAUCCUUCUUGUUAUCAUCGUCUGGGCCGCCUGGCUGCGCAAAGACUAUCCAGAUUGGAUAAAUGUUCCCACCCUGAUCGUCGAUUGCGUCUCGAUUGCGGUUGCUUUCAUCCCUGAAGGUCUACCUAUCGCUGUUACAGCCAGUCUCACGAUCACAGCUGGUAUCAUGAAGAAGAACAAGAUCCUGGCAAAAUCGUUGAAGACAGUUGAGACGCUUGGUGCUGUUAACGUCAUCUGCUCAGACAAGACGGGCACGAUAACUAAGAAUUUGAUGUCUGUCUCAGAUUUCUGUAUCGGUUAUCAUCCUCACCCAGCAUCCAAGGCAGUCGAGAUGGCCGAUCAGACGCCGACCGUGGCUCGCUUGGCAAUGGUGAGUGGUGUCUGCAAUGCUGGCGAAUUCGAUGCUAGUACCAGAGACAAGCCAAUCGCCGAGCGCAAAGUUCAUGGUGAUGCCACGGACAGAGCAGUGUUGAUGUUUGCCGAGAGCAUUAUGCCUACGGCACGACUUCGCAGUUUGUGGCGUACGGUAUACCGCAUUGACUUCAACUCGAAGAACAAGUUCAUGAUCAGCGUCUGUCAGAACGACAACGACCCUCAACAAGGCAUCCUCUUGACCACCAAAGGUGCUCCGGACGUUCUUAUUGGCAAAUGUUCGACAUACAUGGACCAGAAUGGCAAACUCCAAGAGCUCGGAAAUGAAGGUCGCUCGGUAAUCGAGGCCAUCAAGAACAAGUGGUCGUCUCAAGGCAAACGUGUUCUCCUGCUUGCCCAGAAGCCAUUGACCCAAGUCAAGCUCAAUCCGCAAGAGCAACCACAAGUCUACGAAGAAUACGUGAUGGCCCAUGCCGCUUCUGGUAUGACGCUUGUGGGCUUAGUUGCUAUCGUUGACCCUCCGAGACCAGAGAUGCCAGAGGUGGUCAGGACUCUGAAAGGCGCUGGUAUCCGCAUCUUUAUGGUUACUGGUGACUUCAAGCUCACCGCUAAAGCUAUCGCAUCCGAGUGCGGCAUCAUCAGUCAAGAGACCGACGACGUUCAUGCACUUGAUUAUGAUCAUAGUAUUCAUGAUUCACAUGGCUCGAAAGAAGGACACGCCAAUUUUAGUGAACCUGCAAGGUCAAUCGUGCUCAGCGGAUCGGAGAUCAGAAAUCUAGAAGAGGAUCAAUGGGACAGACUGUGUCAGUACCAAGAAGCUGUCUUUGCUCGCUGUAUUCCCGAGGACAAGUUGGUUAUUGUCAAGAACUUGCAACAAAGAGGGCUUGUCACCGCCAUGACAGGUGAUGGUGUCAACGACGCACCAUCCCUAAAAGCGGCAGACGUUGGCAUUGCCAUGGGCUCAGGCUCGACCAUUGCCAUCGAAGCAGCUGACUUGGUACUGCUAGACUCCUUCGCGGCAAUCGUCGAGGCUGUCAAAUACGGCCGUGUGGCUUACGACAACCUUCGCAAGACUAUCUGCUACUUGUUGCCAGCCGGUAGUUUCUCCGAAUUCUGGCCAGUGCUGACGAAUGUGGUCUUUGGUUUACCACAAAUUCUUUCGUCCUUCCUCAUGAUCAUCAUCUGCUGCUUCACAGAUUGCGCUGCCGGAGUAGCUCUUGCGUAUGAGGCUCCUGAAGCGGACGUGUUAAACCGCCCGCCUCGCUCGAAGAAAGACAGACUUGUUGACUGGAAGCUGAUCUUACAUGCGUACGGCUUCGUUGGUCUGUUCGAAACAGCGCUCUCUUUCACAGUCAGUUACUGGUUCGCACAACGUCGUGGCCUGUCUUUUGGAGAGCUGUGGUUCGGAUUUGGUGCAACUCCUGCGGGAAUGUCAGACGACACCAAGAACCUCAUUCUCAACAUCGCGUCGUCAAUCUAUUUUGUCAACUUGGUCGUAAUGCAAUGGUUCAACCUCUUGAGUGUCCGCACCCGUCGACUCUCGCUCCUCAAUCACGCGCCCUGGAAAAACCCCUACCUGCUACCGGCCAUUAUCUUCUCCAUGCUUAUCGCAAUCUUCUUCUUGUAUGUGCCCAAGUUCCACAGCGUCCUUGGCACUGCAAUCGUGCCAGUCGAAUAUUGGUUCUUGCCUUUCGCCUUCGGAAUGGGCUUGUUGCUACUUGAUGAGACAAGGAAAUUCCUUGUCAGAAGGUUUCCCAGGACAAUCCUUGCAAAAAUGGCGUGGUAG
Messenger RNA from Aureobasidium subglaciale EXF-2481, 3222 nucleotides. RefSeq lists its product as uncharacterized. Gene Ontology annotation, biological process: intracellular sodium ion homeostasis; intracellular potassium ion homeostasis; potassium ion import across plasma membrane. The transcript is spliced from 5 exons. The record is from RefSeq and is a predicted model, not a curated record. Gene Ontology annotation, cellular component: membrane. The coding region runs from base 1 to 3222 and encodes 1073 amino acids. NCBI's taxonomy places the organism in Eukaryota, Fungi, Ascomycota, Dothideomycetes, Dothideales, Saccotheciaceae. Gene Ontology annotation, molecular function: ATP hydrolysis activity; P-type sodium:potassium-exchanging transporter activity; ATP binding.